UCCCUUUUUAAAUAAAUAGGUUAAUGGGCUUCCAGUCUUGAAACCAUGUCUUAGCAUUAUGAAAGUAUUUGUCCAACAAACUUAGACCUGCGGCAUUGUCUGCCUUGACGCUUGUGGUUAAAGUCGUGUUUCCCAUGUGUGUAAAUAUAAAAUGUCGAAGUUAAAAAUACGUGUUCGGAGCACAUCGUUAGCUUCCGUCGACAAUCGAGACUCAGUGGCCGACCGCCCGCCCGAGAACGGUGCGCGCGCGCACACUUGGGCGGCACGAUUAUUUCCUCAAAAAAAAAAAAAAUCUUUAAACAUACCAUACAAACGGACACAAUUCACAAUAACUGUUUAUAUUAUUUAUUUACUUGUGUUAUAUAGUAUGUGAAUUAAAAAUUGUUUAUAAUAGAUAUUACAAAAAAAAAAAAGAAACAUUUGAAAGCUUUAAUUUUAUCGUUAGAAUGUACAAAAUGUGCGUUGGAAUGUGUAAAUUUUAUACGUGAAUGUAUAAACACAAUCGUGUCGUGUAUGUGGUGUUUUACGUAACGUAAAAUACAUAUGUAUAGUGAAUAUUACUGCAUUAUCCGUGGAUUAAGUAUUUUAUUUACAUUAUCUUCUAGUUUUAAAAAUUAUGAUAUUUAUUAUAUAAAUUCCUUUUUUUUUUUUGGGAUAGAUAAGUAAAAUACAAGUAUGCAUUCCUCUAAAUAUCGUCCCAUCGUCUCGCCAGUGGUGAACGUUUGCACGUGCGUUUAUUUUCACUUAUAAAUAGAUAACACCCAGUUGCAACAUGACGUCACCAAAAGAAAGCAGUGACGCCAUCGACGUCUACACUGACGACAAACAACGCCGCCAAGAUAUGCCAAAAGACUUGUCCGAACUCCCACCGAGCGGCACAUCUUUGCAUAAGAGAAGAAGGGGGGAGCCACCUGCUUCCUUGUCUGUGAAGUCUUCUCAGACCACUUCGGACCCUGAAGUUUCUCCGUGCACUGCUGGUGUAACGUCGUACGACUACCGAAGAUUCCCUGAAGGAGACCUACCUGAUCCAGAAGCAUUAUGCGAAAGCAUGCUCCAAAGGUUAAAGGAUCGGGAUGACCCCGCCUCGAUACGGGGCAAAGAACUAGCGAUGCGAACUAAAGACACAGUAGAUGCGAUAGAUCAGUUGGAAAAGUUGCUAGAGCUUCUGAACCAAUUUGUCACGUUGAAGGAACACAAUUCACGUCUACUCAAAAGACUAAGGGAUGUGAACCAUCUCAAGAAUCUUCACAAUGCUCAUAAAAGAAUAGAUAUGGAAAACGAGAGAUUGAGAAUAGAAGGGAAGGAGUUGGAGUUGAUAAAUGAGGCUUUGGACUCUGAAAUAGAAUGUGAAUACGGUCAAGCCGUGUUCGAUUCGUUAAUGGCCAGUGGUCGGAGCGUGAAGAGAUCAGGGUCGAAGUGGAAAGGUCACUCCAGGUUUGGGAGUACACUACUUAGAAAGCAAAGGUCAAGGUCAACCGGCGGUGAGGACAGCGACGCGCCCCCAGGCACUCCAUUACGGAGACGCUCCGAUGGAUUAUUCUCCAAGGAAGUGGAAAAAUCCAAAGUUUCCAAAUGGACAAGAGUGAAAGCAGCAUUUAGAUGGGAAAAAGCUCAAUGGCCAUCGUCUACGAUAGGGGGCGCCGCGGGUGCUGUAGCCGCCGGAGCCAUGAUUGGGGUGGUCGCUUUGGCAGGAUCUUCUCCGUCAUCAGCUACCCUCCCCAAUCCCGACACCAGGGAUUCAGCCAGCCUCACCCCCGGCAGCGCCCUCUCGCUGACACCAAACUCUUCAUGUGAAGAAUUAAGAAUGGACUCAGGGGUGUGCCGUAAGAGCGGAGUGUUAAGAUGCGACGAGAAUGACAAUACGUUUUUGCAUGCACCUGUACAGGACGAUAGUUCAACUUCACCAUCCCCAAACAAACUCCAUAAGAGUCCAUGGGUGAAGAUGCGUGAUAUCAUCCAAACACAUCGGGAUUCUGUCAAGAAGAAGUCCAGAGGGUCCAAAAGCUCUCCAGACGUGGUGCCCAUGAGAAGAAGAUCGUUUAGUGAUGGUGGGGACAGCGAUGCACCACCAGCUCUGACGCUCACCAUACCAUCAUCAGAAGAACUUGAAUCUGAACCUUCGCACCCAGUGCUCCGCAAGCAGAGAUCACUGGAGCUGGGCGCUCGUCCUCCCCAGCACAGAACUCCUCGCACCUCUAAGUGGACCAAAGUGAAGAGGGCUUUCCUCACGUCGGCGUCCGCAUCUGUACCUUCCAGUCCCAGUCGCCACUCUGCAUUUUUCACUGACGCUGAAACAGAAGGUCUGAGCAGUGGAUGCGAAGCGAGCGGGGUUCGUGAAGAAAUCGCCAGAGACUACGCCGCGCUGCAAUCGCGUCUGCGAAGGGAAUUCUCUGAUAGGCGGGGCAAAUUAUACUCUUCGCCACGACCUGUCGCAACCGAGGAACAGUUAUCGGCAGAUUAGAAGAAACUAGCAGAAUGGCAGCUAAUGAAGGGAGUGAAGCAACCACCUCCAGUGCCGGCCAGGCAAGAUCUCAGCGAGGACUUCUUGAAAAAAUGGGAUGAAUGGAAACGUAUGAAAGAAACAAAUUCGGUACCAGCUUGGGAAGAAGAAGCAAAGCCGGAUGAAGUUUUAGUACAAACCUCCACUGGUCUCUUCAAAUUUCAAGGCAUAUCCCGUUCUUUCACUCGCAAACUUCAUGAAUGGGAAAAGUCCCGUGGAAUAGCUCCGGAAGCAUCCACGUCAGCACUCCUCAGGGCGGCGCGUGCACGAACCAAGGUUACGCCAACAACUCUGACACGUACGCAGUCAGACGGCAGUGUUGCUCCACCAGCUGGCGCCUCUGAACGCCUCCACGCGUCAAGUCUCAGUGUUAACGAUGCUGAUGAUUUUGAUUCCGAGUAUGAAGGAGAACAAUCUGUCGAUGGGAUAGACGACUGUGAAGAGGAGCACACUCGAGGUGCUGUAUUGGUUGAAGUGGAAGCUGAGGAGGUUUGUACUGCGGCUCCUUUGAUGGCUGUAUCUCCAUGUCACACUCCACAAAAACCAGUCUAUACUUAUGGUCAAGCCGAAGCAAGACUUCUGUGUGAAACUAGUUCGGCAGUAACGGGCACAGCCGUGUUACAACCUAACGGUGCUGUUGCGCUUUCAGAUUCCCGUGGAAUAAAAUCCAAAAGUAAGACUGGUACUAAGCCCAAAUCAGCUCGAGAACAGUCUAAAGAAACUGAAAAGAAUUCAAAAAGAAAAAUUUCAAAGCAACCUAGCAUAGAAGAAGAUGCCAUGUUCAUUAGAAAGACAAUAGAAGAAAUUGAAAGAGGCAGUUCUAUGCGUUUUAAAGAUGACAACGAAAUAAUUACUGAAGCUGAUACUAAUAUUAAUGAAUUUCAUAAUACUGAUGAAGACAUGCCAUCCACUAGCAAAGGGAUUGAUCAUAAAAAUACUAGUUCUAAUUUAAAAGAAAAAGAUAGAGAUCAUAUAGAUAUAAAAGAUGAUAGCAAGCGAAAAGAAAUUGAAAAAGGUAAUGGUAAAAAGAAAAGUAAGUCUAGAUCAAGACUAGAAAGAGAACUAUCGAAACCUUCGGAGAGUGAUACAGAGCAAGAUGUCGAUACAGUUACAGUUGAAAUUCCUAGACGAAAAAAAAGACCAAGACGUGCAUCAGAAAGACCAAGAACUCCACCAACGGCUCACUUCCAUUCGGACUCUGAAGGAGAGGUAUUCGUACUUAAACUAAAAGCUCCGGAACUACGAGAUGGGUCUCCUGAAGUAAUAGUGAAAACAACAAGAAAAAUAUUUUCUCCAGUUGUAAGAAGUGGAGAAUCGGUACCAAGAGCUGUUAUACCCUUAAACGUUGAAGAUUUAGCUGAAGUAAGGUCUCCAAGAGAUCAUAAUAUAAAUUAUCAUAAUGUAGACAAUGUAAAAAAAUUUGAAGAAAAGGCAGGAAAAACAAGAUGUGCAACUGAUAUUAAUACUAAAGGCUCCGGAGAUCUCCAAGAUGAAGAACAGAAACCAAAAACUAGACCGCCUUUACCAUCAUCGCCAUCAUCGCAGCGAAAACCACAACCAAAAGAAACUGCUCCAUCUAUUCGAAUUAUGAUACAACGAUACAAUAAGAAAAUUAAUGAAGAAGGUCAUACAUCUGGGCCCAGCAGCGGUGCAUCUUCACCAGCCUGGCGAUCACCAGCUGCUGAAAGACGCCGCCCUCCCGAUAUGCCAAUUGGGGUUAAUAUCAGGAAUAACCCAUUUCUCGAAAGGGAAGUCCAGAAGUCUGCCAGCGCAUGUCAACUCUCCAGACGCGACCAAACAUCAGCUGACAAACGUCUCGUGCCAACAUCUUCGCAUGGUCUUGACAGAGUUUUAAAAUCACACAGUGCAAACGCUCUCCACCCUGAACAGUCUACAGUUGAAAGUCAAUCUUCAUUAGAACAAAAGAAAGUCGAUAGUGAAGAAACAUUAAGAUGCAAAGCGAGUACAGAUACAAUAGUUCCAGACUUAACAAGAAACCUGCCUGAUUUUCAAAAUAAUCUAAACAAUAAUAAUCAGUCCGCUCCUGUUUAUAGACAAUUGUCUGAAGUGAUAGUGCCUAGUAUAACAAGGCUAGUAUCAGAGAAUCCUCGCUUAUUUGAAAGAUCCAUAUCUACUGUGGAGCCUGCAAUGUCCUUGACUGAGGCUGACGCAGCGGCAGUGAGGCUAUCGGAAAGAGCUGCAAGGAUUCGAGCGGCGAGAGAAAGAUUUUUAGCGUCACCUGGGCCGAUAAGGAGGGAAGGAACUAGUUCUACCAGUGAUUUGAGGCCUGCAGAUAGAUCGAGCCGCAUAAGUUGCGAGAGUGAUGUAACAGAGUCACAAAGCUCCAGCAACCAAGAGUCUGGGUUGGGUCGAAGUGCGUCCACCGGUAUGGUAAACGUGGACAGGGAGGCGUGGCAGAGAGUGGCAGUUGAAGGACGGCGCGAGGGUCGUUCAAGGUCUCGGUUCAGCCUGGCGCGUCUAGCAGCCAAAUUACGGCGCAAAGACGAGGGUGCAGUCUCGCGCCUCUGCAGACAGAGUCUACUUGUGCAGUUGAGAAAUAAACAAUAAAAUAAUUUUGCUAUUUGUUGUUUUAUUACAAUUUAUUACCAACAACGAGUUUUUUUUUUUAAUAAACGAUAAUGGAAUGUUGACUUCGCCUGCACUAACGGUAUACCAGAGGGAGACUUUGUACAAGUCAUUUGCUUGUACACUUCUGUCCCAUUCGUUUUUCUACUAUGAAGCAGUUAUGUUUGCAUGACUAUGUUUCAGUUUGAAGAGUGAGAUAUGGCAGUGAAUUUACAGGGCACAGAGGAAUAACA
Messenger RNA from Galleria mellonella (greater wax moth), 5319 nucleotides. RefSeq lists its product as uncharacterized. The record is from RefSeq and is a predicted model, not a curated record. NCBI's taxonomy places the organism in Eukaryota, Metazoa, Arthropoda, Insecta, Lepidoptera, Pyralidae.